AUGAAGCUAUUGCCAACAUCAAACGUAAAACUCAAAACAUCCAUUCAUCUUAGAGCUGUUGCCGCCAACGAGAAGAAGGCAGCUGCAAAGUCAGAAAAGGAUAAGGCUGCUGCCAAAUCAAAAGAAGAUCAGGAAGCCAAAGAAUGGAAUGACGGUGCAAAGGGCUCCAAUAAGAAGGAACUGGCUGAGCAAAAACGACUGGAGGAGCUCAAUAAGAAAAAGGAGCGAGAAGCUCUCUUGGCUGCUGAAGAAAAGGAACUAUCAAAGAAACCAACAAAACCAAUCAAAGAGCUUCGCGGCCCUGACAAGGUCGCUGCUCGAAAAACUCAGCAGGUUGAAAGGGCUGGAUCUUCAGACGCCAUUGAAGAAUUCAGUGCAUCAAAUGUGGACGAUGCUCUCGACCUCUUGACUAUAUCUGGUGCAGGAUCAAGCUCGUCUGGCGGGAGAGCUAAUGAGGCUGUUGAGAGGCAUCCUGAACGACGAGUCAAAGCUGCAUAUGCAGCCUAUGAAGAACGCGAACUGCCGAUACUCAAGGCAGAAAACCCAGGUCUCAGGUUGAGUCAACUUAAAGAAAUAUUAUACAAGAAUUGGAAAAAGUCGCCAGAAAACCCAAUGAACCAAGAUACCGUCAGCUACGAUACAACGAAAGCAGACGAACGUGAAGCCAUCGCUGCUAAGAAGGCUGAAACGAUGGCUAGGUUGCAAGUAUAG
Molecule: messenger RNA, 711 nt
Organism: Synchytrium microbalum
Lineage: Eukaryota; Fungi; Chytridiomycota; Chytridiomycetes; Synchytriales; Synchytriaceae
Exons: 3
Coding region: 1-711 (236 amino acids)
Biological process (GO): transcription by RNA polymerase II
Cellular component (GO): nucleus
Molecular function (GO): transcription coactivator activity
Source: RefSeq, a predicted model, not a curated record